Molecule: messenger RNA, 480 nt
Organism: Staurois parvus
Lineage: Eukaryota; Metazoa; Chordata; Amphibia; Anura; Ranidae
Source: the annotation of a GenBank genome assembly
AUGGGCCCCUAUACCGCCUCCUCAUGCUGCUGCCAGGCCCGUAAUCUGCCAUGGGCCCCCGUACCGACUCCUCAUGCUGCUGCCAGGCCCGUAAUCUGUCAUGGGCCCCUGUACCCCCUCGCCUCCUCAUGCUGCUGCCAGGUCCAGAGUGUGUCAUGGGUCCCUGUACGGCCUCCCAUUGCUGCUGUCUCUAUCGCCACACUCUGCCAUGUGCCACUUUCAGGUCUCCUCACACUGCUGGUGGUUUCCAUUUUUGUCAUAGGGUGCUGUAUGGCCUCCCAUUGCUGCUGCCUCCACCGCCACACUGUGGCUCCACACUCUGGUUUUGGCCCCGUGACUGCCCAAAUGAGUGAAGUGUGCGGUGAUUCUAAGAUCGACGGCACUCAUCUGCAUGUCAUACUGACUGACAGUAUUAUUUCUCUUCCCCAGCAGACUCCAAGGGCAUUUAAAUUAAAGGUACAGUGUUCUGCACUAAUAUUA